Messenger RNA from Chenopodium quinoa (quinoa), 980 nucleotides. Its product is annotated as microsomal glutathione S-transferase 3-like. Lineage: Eukaryota; Viridiplantae; Streptophyta; Magnoliopsida; Caryophyllales; Amaranthaceae. Gene Ontology annotation, cellular component: nuclear envelope; endoplasmic reticulum; membrane. Gene Ontology annotation, molecular function: glutathione peroxidase activity; glutathione transferase activity. The coding region runs from base 302 to 757 and encodes 151 amino acids. The record is from RefSeq and is a predicted model, not a curated record. The transcript has 4 exons.
GCAUUGAAAAAAGACCAAGUUUAUAGGAAAGUUCUAGACCCUUGUAAGAAGACCCGCUCUGUCUGAACAUAUCUGUUGAUCAGUUUUUACAAAUAAGGCAGAAAAUCAGAAAUUGAAGCCACAUUUACAAUCUCAGACACAGCUAAUCCUUACGUCAUCCCUUACAUCACCAUCGAAUUUUCAAUCGGUCAUUCAAUUCAUUGUGCAUAUAAAAUACAACUAAAAACUCUGAAAUCUUCGACAAACCCUAAAAAAACAAAACUUGAAGAAAAAUAGUCAAAUUGUAAAAUUUGUUGGUCAAAUGAGUGAGAAAAUGGGUGCAACAGGAGAAGGAUUUCUUGCUAAAGAAUAUGGAUAUGUUGUUUUAGUUUUGGUUUUCUAUUGCUUCUUCAAUUUUUGGAUGGCUUUUCAAGUCGGCAAAGCAAGAAAAAAGUAUAAGGUUUAUUAUCCAACUCUAUAUGCAUUGGAAUCUGAGAACAAGGAAGCCAAACUCUUCAAUUGUGUCCAGAGAGGGCACCAGAAUUCAUUGGAAAUGAUGCCAAUGUUUUUCAUAUUGAUGAUUUUGGGUGGAAUGGGGCAUCCUUGUAUUUGUGCUGGGCUUGGUGUUGCUUACAUUAUUUCUCGCUAUUUCUACUUCACUGGCUACUCAUCUGGUGAUCCUGAGAAACGUCUAACUGUUGGGAAAUAUGGUUUCUUUGCCAUGUUGGGUCUGAUGAUCUGCUCAAUUUCUUUCGGAGUCAAGCUUCUUAUUGCUUGAGAAGUUGGUCUUUCCUGCAAGCUUCGCACACCAAUGCUUUUUCCUUACAUCUUCAUGUUUUAUGUGUACUACUUUUGAGUAAACAUUAGUUAACUUUACAAGUUUUACAGACUAAGGCUUCUAAUAAAUCCCAUGUAAUUGAGCAGUUGUUUAAAGUGAAAAAAAUAUACGAGGGAACUAAUUUAAUCUCUUUGCUGUCAAACUAUGCGAAUUCCUUUUACUA